UAAAUAAACCUCCGUCUGAAAUGAUGGCCGCGGUGUCGGUGCGACGGUGUGUUUUGGUUUGAGUGAAGCGAAGCCGACCGCACGGUGUCCUGCCCGGGGAGUUCGUACUGGAUGACAGGGCUUCCCUCCGCUUCGCCGGUCAGAGGAGUCACAAGACCCGCGGCUGGCAGUGAAAGAGGACCAUGAUAAGAACAUGAUCAGCGCCGAUGGCUUCUCUAAAUGCGUGGCGACCCUGCGAGAGACGAGCAGGAGGAGACCACCUGCUGAGAUGCUCCAUCUGCUGUCGGCUGUCAUCGUCUGGCUGGUGACAGGCACGACCAUCUCCAGCCUCAACAAAUGGAUUUUUGCCGUGUACAACUUCAGGUACCCGCUGCUGCUGUCGGCGCUGCACAUGCUGACGGCCAUCGUGGUGGACUAUGGGUUGAUCAAACUGAGGGUGAUCCGGCACAGAGGGGCAGGAGAGCAAGAUCUGACCCCCAGCGCCAAGUGUAAGGUAUUCCUGUUGAGUCUGACGUUUUGUGCCAGCAUCGCCUUCGGGAACAUGGGUCUGAACUAUGUCCAGCUGUCAUUUGCGCAAAUGAUCUAUACUACAACCCCGCUGUUCACGCUGGCCAUCUCCACGCUCAUCUUGGGGAAGCAGCACCACAUCCUCAAGUACACCGCCAUGAUGCCCAUCUGCUUGGGGGCGUCUUUCAGCAUCAUGGGCGAGGUGCAGUUCGACCAGACCGGCUGCUUCUUUGUGUUCGCAGCGACAAUGCUGAGAGGCGUCAAGUCCAUUCAGCAGAGCAUUUUGCUUCAAGAGGAGAAGAUCAACUCCGUCUUCUUGCUCUACCUGAUGUCCAUUCCAAGCUUUUGCAUCCUGGCCGUGGCCGCUCUGGCCCUGGAGAACUGGGCCGUGCUGGAGUCGCCGCUGCACUACGAUCGCCACCUGUGGGUGUUCAUCCUGCUCAGCUGCCUGGGCUCGGUCAUGUACAAUCUGGCCAGCUGCUGCGUCAUCACGCUCACCUCGGCCGUCACCCUGCACAUCCUGGGCAACCUGAGCGUGGUGGGCAACCUGCUGCUGUCCCAGCUGCUCUUCGGCAGCGAGCUGUCCGCCCUGAGCUGCGCCGGCGCCGUGCUCACGCUGUCCGGCAUGCUCAUCUACCAGAACUCGGAGUUCAUCGUCGGCUACCUGGACGCGCGCAGAGCCAAAGCGAAAGGGUCCGGACAGGCGGAGUUUCUCGCCGCGGGCGGAGAAGACCCGGACGCAGCCAACACGCCUAGAAACACAUAUCAUCAGCAAACAUCGGAGGGGAAGCAGGAAGAUAAACUGGACUGAGGUGAAAGGAUGAUGGAGGGAUUAAACAGCUGAAAGGUGAUCAAUAAACUCGUGCUCUUUGGUGUCAUUAGGCGGGAGUGUGACCCGAUCAAGCCAACGUCACUGACGAACUUUAAGUUUCCCCACUGUGCCAAUCGAUGUCACUUCCGGUCACACCAAAUUAAGUGGACAGAAAGGAAAAAGGCUGCCUUCGUCUGAUUUAAUCCUGUCGGUUCUCUCCAUUUGUAAAUCACUCGUGUCGAAGACUCCUGGCGAUAUAUGCAUGCGUGAGCACACAGAACCGUCACUCAUACUACUCCACUGUGAAAACGUUGUGGCGUCCAGAGGGCUGAAAUCGACGUCUUGGGUGGAUAUUAUCUACUGCGGUGAGCCUCAUUCAGGAAGCGGCAGGUUUUAGAUGCACCCUGCCUCCGGUCUGCACGGGCACAAUUUAUAUUAAGAGAUAUAUUUGUGGUACUGUUAGACGGCGAUCACCCGGCCCUGUCGCGGCGAGGGGCUGGGUGUUUUUGGCAGCUUCGUUUAGUUCUUGAUGGUAUGAACAGUAGGAAGCUUCGCCUGUGCGUUGAGGCAGACGUUACAACGGUGGACAAGUCUGCAUGUCUGUGCGGUGACAUGCCUGUUACCUACUGAAGCACAUUUUUAAUACGACACCACAGCUCCUGUGUUUUAAAUUCCACGUGGCUUCCCACUCCCGAGUCCUAGAUUUUGUUCUCAUCCCAACCCGGAAUGGCGGUCUCUGGAGAGACAGUCCAGUUGUGAACCUCGCAUGCAGCGUUACCUCCAUAAUUGGGUUCACAAGUUCUCUAAGGAGUGUCACUUACUUUUAGCUUUCUAGUCCCAGGCGAAGUGACAAAGUGAAAAGGAGAUUAAGCGGCUCUUUAAGGUCUCUUCCUCACUUGUUAGGCUUUGUCCUCACCUUCUGUGAUGGUGACGUUGUUACAAAGUUGGCUCACUAGCUUGGCUUGGAAAAACAGAUUCCUGCUGGACAGUGUAUUUUUUUUUCUUGUAAGAAAAAAAUAUUUUUAUUUUAUUUAGAAAGAAAGGAAAGAAAAAAGAGAGAUUACGGUAUGUAUUUGCUGCAAAAUAUUUAUUAUGUUCCAGGCCCAAGUAGUCACUGGUGUGUAACGCCCUAGGUAUUGGUCAUUCUGGGGAAAGAUUCUAUUUUUGCGCUCAACAGCUAAACAAACGGAUCCCUGUUCUUUCAGGAGUUGUCCCCCACCCCAAAAUUAACCAGACAGUCCCUCAAAGCGUCAGACAAUAUCCAAAACUCUCCUGCUACUGUGACAAAGAAAAAGAUUUCUGAAGAGCAGAGUCGUCCCUCCAGAAAUCCUGGAUCUAACAGAGUGUUUGAGAUCUAUUUAAUCUGCUAAAUAGACUGAAAGAAGGGAGAAUUCCAGCACUUGCGAGUUGUGAGUCAGAACCUGUUUUGAAGUUUUUUUGGUUCCUCUCUCUGCAAAUAACAUGAGAUGUGGUCGUACAAAGUAUUUGGAAUAAUUUACACGAACAGAAAAGAUCGGGUAAAAACACUGCAAACAAGUCCCUCGUUGUUGUUUCUAUAUAACUUUCUUUUCACACAACAUGAGAUUCUGAUCUUAUUUGUUGAAAAGAAUAGUUUAUUCUUUUGUUAUUUUUGGGGGGGGGAGGGGGGCGUUGCAUAUUGAAAGAAUUUAGUCAAAAAAAAGUAUUUAAGAGGAACAUUUCAAAUGAUGUUAACUAUAAUAACAAUCAGAAAAUAAACUGCAAAUCCACUCGUGGCUCAGUGUAAACACUGCAGAAUGCCUGAACUCCUGCUGUCACAGAUGCACACCCUUACAUUAUAAUGGAGUUUUGUUCAUGACCAGCUACUUGUGAGGUGAUUUUAUUUUAUUAUUUUUUUUAUUUUUUUGAGUCCCAGACUGUACCUUUUAAAUUAUGGGGGGUGUUUCAUGACUUGUUCAUGUGUGGUAUGCCAAGCAUUUUCUUUAAAGACUGAUUUUUGCUUUGACUGGUUCUGUCCGUAAACAUGAUCGUUCCUCACAUACAGUUUGAGCUCUCAAACUACACAACAGUUUUGACAUUUGACAUGUUUAUCAUCGUAGUCUGCCAUAAAAUUAACUGCAAGUUCAAUUUGCUCUGUCACAUGUUUUGUUUUAAUGGUGCCAAUCACAAAAUGACCUUGUUUUUAAUCCUCAUGUCAUCUUGCUUAUCACUUCCUGGCUGACAGGAAAUGGAUAAUGUAUAUGAGGUGGUUUUGUUUUUGAAUUUAAAGUGUGCUUUUGUUGCUUUGGAUGACUUCAGCUCCACAUCGAAGAUAAUGUAAAGCAGGAAAAAAAUCAGUUUGAUCUUACUGAAUACCUCAAUUGUUAAAUGGAAUCUGUCAUGUGUGCAUUGGAAGAGGAUUGAGGUCAAUAAUACAAGGAAGGUGCUGCAUGAUUGGUUUACUUUUUCAGUUAUCAGAAUAAUCUUGUCACAGAUGUCAACAUAUUUAAAAAAAAAGCCACGCCCUUUCUUUUUUAUAGAUAUAUAUAAUCAGUUCAAUGCUACCUGUUUGCUUGUUACGUUGAGCAGAUUACAAAUCUGGAGAAAAGCAACUGUUGCACUGACUAGGUACAAAACCGCUACCUUUAAAGGUUCCUGUGUAUAUACUGGUUUUGAUUGUUUGCAAAGCUAGUGGGAUGUAAAUAGUUAUUUUAAUAUAUUUAUGUAUUUUAUAGUCAUAUAUGGCUGGUUGAAAAUUGACUGGUUUAAAGAAACAAAACAUUUGCCUCAUGCCUUAUUUGGACAUACUGUAGAUGGGGGGGGGGUUAAGGGGGGGGGGGGGGCAGAUUAUAUGGGAUGGUACUUUGAAAGCUGCAGGUGCUUUUGUUCAGGGGAAAAGAUGUGGAUAACUCACUGUUACAUGACCUGCAGUUGCUUGAAACCAACAUCCUGACACAAUAAACUAACAAAACUGAACACCUCA
Salarias fasciatus (jewelled blenny) is the source of this 4259-nucleotide messenger RNA. Its product is annotated as solute carrier family 35 member E4-like. NCBI's taxonomy places the organism in Eukaryota, Metazoa, Chordata, Actinopteri, Blenniiformes, Blenniidae. The record is from RefSeq and is a predicted model, not a curated record. The transcript is spliced from 3 exons. Bases 194 to 1318 code for a protein of 374 amino acids.